UCUUUCUUGAUGAUAACCUCAAUCUCAAAUGCUGCCAGUGUGGGAGAGAGGAGGUUCUGGCUGCUGUUUACAAGGCCUUGAGCAACCAUCAAAUCUAGCCAGAGAGGAUUCUGCUGAAGCCAAACAUGGUGACAUGUGGCCAUGCCUGCAUACAUUUCCUGAGGAAAUUGUCAUGGCAACAAUUACCACCCUGCACCACCCUGUGGCUCCAGCUGUGUCUGGAAUCACCUUCCUGUCUUGUGGCCAGAGUGAGGAAGAGGCUUCCAUCAACCUAAACACCAUCAACAAGUGCCCUUUGCCCGAGUCAUGGGCCCUGACCUUCCCCUGUGGCCAUGAGCUGCAAGCUUCUGUCCUCAAGGCCUGGAGUAGCAAGAGAGAAAAUCUCAGGCAUGCUCAGGAGACUGUUCUGCUUUGGCCAACAGCCUUGCCUGCCAAGCUUCCCUAGUGAGAGAACGGUGGAAAUUUGUGCCUUGCCUUGAAAGAACCCAGACAUCUUGAUUUAUUCCUUUCUUCUAA
This is a messenger RNA of Pogona vitticeps (central bearded dragon), 516 nucleotides long. NCBI's taxonomy places the organism in Eukaryota, Metazoa, Chordata, Lepidosauria, Squamata, Agamidae. The record is from RefSeq and is a predicted model, not a curated record.